Prorocentrum cordatum is the source of this 696-nucleotide messenger RNA. The record is from the annotation of a GenBank genome assembly. NCBI's taxonomy places the organism in Eukaryota, Dinophyceae, Prorocentrales, Prorocentraceae.
AUGAAUGCGGCAAGCCGAGCAGCCAUCUGUUUCAACAGCUGUUUAGGCUACAAGGUUGCCCUGGCUUGGGGAACGGACCACCGGGGGGGGGGGGCGCCCCAGCGCCGCCGCGGGAUGGGGAACAGCUGGAGCCUAGACAACUGCUUCUCCCGCAGCGGCGAGGGCCUCACCGAGGCCAGCCUCCGCGAGGCCCCGUACCUGCAGGCGCACCUCUUCGACGGCAAGAGCGAGGCGGAGAAGAAGAGCAUCGUGAAGCAGCUGAACGAGCUCGACGCGAAGCUGCCUGCCGGCGGGAUCAAGGGGUGCCUCCCGGCGGCCGAGAAGCCCACGCGCGUCGGGUCGGCGCGCCACCCCGCGUCCGCCGGGCCGCCCUCCCGCGAGCUCGCAGAGGGGGGGCCGCAGCGCCCGCGGCCGAGGAUCUGCGUGAGGGGCGCGCCCUGGGAUUUGCAGAUCCCCCCAGAACGCCACUCCUGGCGCUCCGAGGGCAAGGCCGCGCUGGAGCGUGUGCUUCACUUCCACAAGGCCACGUUUGGCACCCUCGCACUUGGCAUCUCCGGCUGCCCUGGUGGACUAUUCAUGAUUGUUCGUUGUCUCGUUCGGAUAGCCCACGUUGGGACCGACCUUGAGCUGCUCAGGUCCAGGAUGAGCGUGGCAACGUUCCACUUCAUGUUGAGGCCUGGAGAGCGAGUGACAUAG